GAGUCAACCUGUUGGUCUAGUGUUAAAAAUAAUAAUACUGUCACACGACCUAAUCAUUUAUUAAAUAUUAAAUUUAUGAGUAAAAAAAAAAUAUUUAAAUAAAUGUCAAUAUAUAAAAUUGAUUGGUUGAGUGAUUGUCAAUGAUUAGAGUCAGUUGAAAAAAAAAAAAAAAAAAAAAAGGAAAAAGUCAGUUUGAGACGAAAUUAUAAAUAAAAUAAAUCAUAAAACAUUAAUAAAAGCCGGUGUAUAUUUGAUUAACUGUCAUCAUAUGGGAUUCAACAAAAUGAAAAUAAUUAUUAAAUUGUUUGGCUAAUUAUUUAAACAAUGGAUCCAUAAAUAAUGAUGAUAAUAUAAUUGAGCUGAGAUUUGAUUAUAAAAUGAUUCUACGAAAAUAAUUAUUCAAUAAAUUUAUCAUUAUUAAAAUUAAAUAAAUAAGCUAAUUUUGUUUGUAAAAAAAAAGCAUAAUUAAAACAACAACAACAAAAAAUGGGAUUUGACGUGCACAGAUUUCAGGGUGAAGUUGAUGAAGAAUUAGUAUGUCCAAUUUGUUCAGGAGUACUUGAAGAUCCAGUUCAGGCUCAAGUUUGUGAACAUGCAUUCUGUCGUGCUUGUAUAAAUGAAUGGAUAAAUCGUCAGCCAACAUGUCCAUUGGAUAGAACACCAAUAACAUCAGCUCAAUUACGUCCAGUUCCACGUAUAUUACGUAAUUUAUUAGCUCGUUUAUCAAUAAGUUGUGACAAUAUGAUUUAUGGCUGUCAAAUAGUUAUUAAACUUGAUAAUCUUGUUGCACAUUUAAAAGAAUGUGAUUAUAAUCCAAAGAGACCAGUAUCAUGUGAACAAGGUUGUGGUUUAAUAAUACCAAAAGAUGAAUUAAAAGAUCAUAAUUGUGUACGAGAAUUACGUACAUUAAUACAAUCACAACAUCAAAAAUUAAGUGAUAUGAAACGUGAAAUUGGUGAACAACAAUUUCAAAUAAAUGAACAAAGACGUGAAAUUAAUUUAUUAAAAGAUUUUAUGAGAGCUAUGAGAGUAUCAAAUCCAGCAAUGAGAGCACUUGCUGAUCAAAUGGAGCGUGAUGAAGUUAUAAGAUGGUCAGCAACAUUACCACGAGCAAGAGUUACAAGAUGGGGUGGAAUGAUAUCAACACCAGAUGAAUUACUUCAGACAAUGAUUAAGAGAACUUUAUCCGAGUAUCAUUGUCCACCACAUGUUAUUGAUGAAUUAAUGGAAAAUUGUCAUGAACGUAAAUGGCCACCUGGUUUAAAUUCACUUGAAACACGACAAAAUUCAAGACGUCAAUAUGAAAGUUAUGUAUGUAAACGAGUACCAGGAAAACAAGCUGUUUUAGUACUUUAUUGUGACAAUGUACAUAUGUCUGAGGACAUGAUGGUUGAGCCAGGUCUUGUUAUGAUAUUUGCUCAUGGCAUUGAAUAGCAAAUAGCAAUUACAACUUAAAAUUAUUUACAAUUUCAAUUAAAUAUUUAAAAAAAAAAAAUAUAAUUAUUAUUGGCAAAUUUAACUUAAGACAGGUGAUAUAAAUUUAUAAGUUAGUCAUUUCAUUUUUUUUUUUUCUUUUUUUGUUACUUUGAUGACAGGUUUUUAUCAUAUGCAAUACUGUUCCAUGGUUAUUAUUAUUAAAAAAGACUGUGAUAUCCUCCCAACCUUCUUUGGUGUUGCUAUGUGGAUAUUUUUUUUUCUGUUAAUUUUCAUAAAUAAUUGCAAUAAUAAGUAAUAUAAGCCAAGUGACAACAAAACAAUAUUUUUUUAAUUUUUAACAACAAGGCUAUAAAUAUUAUUACUAUGAAUAUUUUGUAUUUAUUAAAAAUUGUCUUUAACAAAUGAAAAAAAAACAAAACGAAAAUAAAAUAUUCAUUAAUGUUUAAUAAUAAUUAUUAUAAUAAUAAUAUAACAUCAAUUUUGAUAAUAUAGUUUAAAGAAAAAUAAAACAAACAAAAUAAAUAAUUUUUCAAAUAAUA
Molecule: messenger RNA, 1976 nt
Organism: Aphidius gifuensis
Lineage: Eukaryota; Metazoa; Arthropoda; Insecta; Hymenoptera; Braconidae
Gene: elgi
Product: E3 ubiquitin-protein ligase NRDP1
Exons: 4
Coding region: 487-1434 (315 amino acids)
Biological process (GO): protein K63-linked ubiquitination; positive regulation of JNK cascade; regulation of canonical NF-kappaB signal transduction
Cellular component (GO): plasma membrane signaling receptor complex
Molecular function (GO): ubiquitin protein ligase activity; metal ion binding
Source: RefSeq, a predicted model, not a curated record